Molecule: messenger RNA, 1265 nt
Organism: Suncus etruscus (white-toothed pygmy shrew)
Lineage: Eukaryota; Metazoa; Chordata; Mammalia; Eulipotyphla; Soricidae
Gene: GPALPP1
Product: GPALPP motifs containing 1
Exons: 8
Coding region: 96-1142 (348 amino acids)
Source: RefSeq, a predicted model, not a curated record
GGCCCUGGAUCCUGGCUCCCUUUUGAGUAGCUUAGGUUUUUUUUUUUUUGGCUUUUAUAGGUUUUUAUUGAAUAGACCAUCGCGCACCGCUCCAGAUGGCGAGGGAUCUGAUCGGGCCGGCUCUGCCCCCCGGCUUCAAGACUCAGGGGACGGCGGAGGAUGAGGAGAGGGCCCCCAGCCCAGUUGCAGGACCAGCCCUUCCCCCUAAUUAUAAAAGAAGUAGUUCAGAAUCAUCAGACAGCGAUGAAGACAGUAGCUCUUUAUAUGAAGAAGGAAAUCAAGAAUCUGAAGAAGAUGACAUGGGUCCAACUCCGAGGAAACAGAAAAGAAAUCAGGAUGUUGACGAUGAUGAAAAUGAAGGGUUUUUCGGCCCAGCCCUUCCUCCUGGAUUUAAAAAGCAGGAUGAUUCUCCUCCAAGACCUAUAAUAGGUCCUGCACUACCACCUGGUUUUAUUAAAUCUACGCAGAAAAGUGAGAAAGGCAGAGAUGAUUCUGGACAACAAAUAUCAUCACAUUUUACCUCUGAGAAGGAAACAGAUAGCAGUGAAGAGGAUAUUGUGGGACCAAUGCCUGCAAAGGGACCAGUCAACUAUAGCGUAACAACAGAGUUUGAAAAGAGAGCCCAGAGAAUGAAAGAAAAACUGACCAAAGGAGAUGAUGAUUCAUCUAAACCAGUUGUGAGAGAAUCAUGGAUGACUGAGCUUCCUCCAGAAAUGAAAGAUUUUGGUUUGGGGCCCAGAACAUUUAAAAGAAAAGCUGAUGACAAAUCUGGUGAUCGAUCAGUGUGGACAGACACACCUGCUGACAGGGAAAGGAAAGCUAAGGAAACACAAGAAGCAAAGCAGUUGGUUAAUAAAAAGGAUGAAGAAUAUGUAUUGUCAGGAAGAGAAAAGAGAUUGGCUGAGCAGGUAUCUUCAUACAAUGAGUUAAAAAGGGCAGAAUCUCUUAUGGACAUUCAUCAUAAAAAAUUAAAGAGUAAGGCUGCUGAAGAGAAAAAUAAACCCCAAGAAAGAAUACCAUUUGACCGUGAUAAGGACCUCAAGGUUAAUCGGUUUGAUGAAGCUCAAAAGAAAGCUCUAAUAAAGAGAUCUAGAGAACUAAAUAGCAGAUUUUCACAUGGCAAAGGCAAUAUGUUUUUAUAAGUAAGUAUUAUUUCAGUGAGAUAUGUUUUCAUACUAAUGAAUUUAAACUUUUCAAUGAAAAUACUCAUCUAAAAUUGGAUGCAAAAAUUUAUUUCCUUUAAUAAUAAAAUAGACUAUCAGCUU